Messenger RNA from Petromyzon marinus (sea lamprey), 6053 nucleotides. The record is from RefSeq and is a predicted model, not a curated record. Lineage: Eukaryota; Metazoa; Chordata; Hyperoartia; Petromyzontiformes; Petromyzontidae.
UAAAUGGUAUAGCGCCAAUGGUAAUCAUUCAUCAUCAUGAUCUCAGUUAUCGACAUCGUCCUGUUAUCUGUGGGUAAUCGCGGGUAAUAGGAUACCCACGGACAUUGCUGCGAGUGACAUUGUGAUUUUACAACUCGUGCGUGACUAUUGCUGUCUCCAGAAUAACGACAUUGCGGGCGAUGCUCCAAAGUACUGUGUGAUUAAUAGGAGUUGCGGAUAAGAGGGCUGCAUAUAAGAGGAUGUAUACUGUGUGUAGAGCUGUUAUGUACUGCAUGCAGUGUUUUUGUUUGUUUAUAUAUGUGUGUUGAGGAACGAUGCCGGGUGGUGUAAGGGUUGGCACAAUGGCCUUGCAAUCCAAAGGUCGCUGGGUUCGAUCUACCGGCACAGCAGCUGAAUCAAUUGGGGUCACGUUUCCUAAAUGUCCCCGACCGUUACCCACUCAGCACUCGGAACAUCCCCCACGCUGUGUUCUAUAUAAAUUGUAUCUCUUGUUUCCAAACAGGUCGGAGACCCAGGCUCUGUGGCAUGUCUUACACCACAGUCCUGAACGUUGCAGUGAUUUUCAGUGCGGCCUGGCAAGGAACCUUCUGCCUGCCGCUGUCUGGGAGACUCCAGCUGUCCAGCAAUCCCGUGCGUGCCGGGGGCAGCCUCUGGGCCCAUUGCGCGGUGGAAAUGUGCCCAAACAACUGCCUCAAUCACGACUUCUACAUUCGCCUCGACGGAUUAAGGCUGCAGCCCAGCCAAUCCCCCGCCACCACCACUGCCGAGCUCACCUCCAGCAAUACGACAACAAACUACGUCACCACCACUGCCACCAUAAACACAAACGGCUCCACAAGGAUUUCCUCCAGAGGCACCACCACCACGACGACCCCUGAUGGUCGUGCGGCUGUCUCGGGGAGGGAAUGUCACGUUCUGUCGGCUAAUGUGACGGUGGGGUCGGUGAAGCCGCCGCAGGGCCUCGUGCAGUGUGUGGUGCACUGCGACUUACAAGGCUCCGUGGUUGUGGACGAGGCCACAGUCCGCGUGGGCUAUAUCCCGGACGCCCCGUCGCAGCCGCGGUGUGAGGUCCGCGGGGGAGAGAUGGGCGCGCUGUCGUGCAGCUGGAAGCUGGGACAUGACUCGCUGCUCAAGACCGACUCCCAGCUGUGCUACCAAGAGGUUGGCAAAGACAAAAUCAAGAUGUGCGAACGCGUGGAGGGAGCACAAACUGUUGACCUCCCCGGAUCCAAGUUAGAUUUCCACAGACACUGGGAGUUGUGGGUGGAAGUUCAUAACGCGCUUGGACAAUCGCGCUCGCCCCCAUUCUCUUUGAUGCCCAACGACUUCGUUACAAUUGAGCCGCCAGCUCUACAGAUUGUGAAGUACACUCACAUCGCCGACCACAUCAGCGUCAAGUGGACAGCACAGACGGGCAUAAGCAUCGAAUACAAAUGUGAUCUGCGUCUGGCUUACGGCAAUGAAGAGGCCUGGAGAACGGUGUUCAACAGGAGCUUGCGGUCACAAAUAUGGGACAUUCACGGCCUCGCGCCGGAUACCGCCUACUGCGUGCGCAUACGCUGCUCGCAGCCAGUGGCUAAGGCGCCGAAGGGGACCUGGGGACAAAGGAAGUGCUUCUCUACGCCGCCAGCUCAACCAUUGGUUGGCCCAGAGGUGUGGAAGAUCCUCAGCCCAGGCCCCUCGGAUGAAGUCUUCAACCUCACCCUGCUGUGGAAGCCUCUGAGUGCCAAGGAGGCGCGGGGCCCAGUGACAUCGUACCACGUGAUGGACCGAGUGAACGGGGAGACCCAAGCAAAGGUGGUGCAACAUGGGCUGGAGUCGCAGCCUCUGUACUCACUACAGCUGGGAAAGGUGCAGGUCCCUUCAGAGUGGUGCGUGCAAGCGAACAACCUGGCCGGGUCGUCACCCUGCAGUUGGCUACGCCUGUCCGCCCGAGUGCUGCCUGCGCCCUUCAACGUAGAGGCCCACGAAGACAAGGGCAGUGGCGGUGGUGGCAUGGCCGUGAGAUGGGCCCCGCCAAAGCCACGUGGCCAUGAGAGGCGACGCGCGGUGGAGGGAUACGUGGUGGAGUGGGUCGUCGCUGACGACGAUCAGACGACUCCGUCCAUGCAUUGGCACUGCGUCCCCGCCAACACCACCCAUGUGGUCCUCUCCGAACACAUGAAGCCUCUUAUUUGCUACAACAUCUCUGUGGUCGCCAUCUACGAGACGGGAGAAGGAAAGUCAGGCGUGGUGCAGGCCUACGCUCAGCAGGGCGUUCCCAACGUGGGACCCAAAGUCUCCGUCGCCAACAUCGCGCUCUCGUCCGUCGACGUCAAUUGGACGGAGAUCCCAACCAAAGAGAGGAGAGGUUUUAUCACCGGCCACGUUAUAUACUGGGGCCAAGGUCCCGACGCGAGUCACAGAGUUCUGAUCCGUGGGAGCGCUUGUGCCUACACAUUGAAGAACCUCUCUGCCAGCGUGGAAUACUCGGUGAUGGUGGCGGCCAUGACAGAGGUCGGUGAGGGACCACCAGGUGCCAAGACCCACUUCAGGAUGCAAGGAGUUCUGGGGUGCAAAGGUGGUCCCGUGGAGCAGGAUAGUCUCUGCAGCAACGCCACGCACGAGGUGAGAAAACGCAAACUUCGCAAGGCCGAUGUCGGUGACGUGAGACGAGCGCCGUAAAUGGCUGCGCUUUAACAAAACCCGACAAUGGGGAUCUCGGUUGGGAAGCCUCGGUGGCUCGCCGUGCGCCACGCUUGACCACGCUCCCCCCCCGUUAAGCGCAAGGGGACAGCAAGGGAGCCGCGCAGGGCGGCUCGAGACGUUCCUAGCGCUACUCUCAGGAUCGUCGAUAAAAGUUACCUUUGGUCUGGUCGUUGGCGUUGAUACGGCAUCUCGUGACUCCUAAACGAGGUCUGGUGUGAAUUCCUUCAUCGUGCAGCGACAAUUCCUGAAUACUCCGUGAAGGUAUUUCUCUGAUUUGUAUUAAAUUAAUUGUUGGUAACAGUAAUAUGCUACGGCUGCAAUUAACGGUAUCAGUGAUGACCUCAUUUACAUCUUGAUGUAAUUCCGUCAAUCGGAGCCGAGGAAAAGUGCACUCUGUCUGUUUGUGCGCUUCUGCGCUUACUGGAUGUUGGCACAACCCUCUGGUUUUCUGUAGGAGGAGUCCGUCAUCGCAACACAACUUUACACUCGAGUUUAGUUCAUAUCGAGUGAUAGUGGACCCCAUGUUACAGACAUAGCUAAUGCCUUGAUACCCUUAACCUCGGUUGGAAAGCGUUGCAGUUUACGAUAAUGACUACAAGAACGAAUAUAGAAUAGUCAUAAUUACAAUUGCAAAUUUACGAGAGGAAUACUUCCUUCAGCAUUUCACUACAGAAACACUGUCAUUUGCUUAUCACAGCAAUAACAGCAGUCGUGACAUCUCUAGCAAUGGAUUACGAUUGUAAUUACUAUACCGUAAUUACAGUUUACCACAGUUAUAAUUGCCCGAGACCAAUUGGCUUGGAAAAUAUCACGUGAUUUCGUCACAGUGCUUGGAUGGGUGACCCGCAUGUACAAAAGAGAGGUGCAUUGUGGACAGUAGAGGACAGUGCAGAAAAUCCACCUUCAACCCACACUGACCAAUAUGGUGAAGUAUGGUCAAAUAACUCUUGACGACCCACGUGGCGUUGGGGGGAAUGUCCCCAUCCAGCAGUGGAUUGACAAACGGGCUGUACUUUACAGAGCAGUAAUUACACGGCCCAGCUGCAAAGCGUUCGCUGCUCGAUGCAGAGGUUCAAGGAUCGAGUCCAGCGGCCGCCCUGGUUAAUACCGCGGUGUGGAAUAACCGUCAAAAGAUCCCCUGACGUAAUUUUCGAGCUUAGACCGUUAUGUGCCGGCAAUUAUCUGGCUUGACCACCUGAAUGUCAAAUUGUAGUUGUUGCUCUGCAUCUACAUCAGCCAUAGGAAAAAAUAACGGUUCAAAUUGAUAAAUUUUAAAAUGACACCGCAAAUUACUCAAUUCGGAUUUGACAUAGCGUUCAGCGCACCCUUCUGGCAGACUAAUGCCCCAGGUCAGUCUUGCAAAUGAGACUCAUCCUGGUCUCUUGAGUUCUUAACUGGCUCAGAAAAAUAAUCUUAAAACUGUAAUUCGUUGCUGGUCCAUCGCCAUCAGCGUACACACAUGCAAUCAUGGUAUCGUGAAUUGCCCUUAAUGUGCACGUCUAUUUGGAGACUUUUAAGAUAAAGCUGUAAACAUUUGAUCGUUUAGAACAUCCCCAUAGUGUGGUACGUGUGGCUACGGACGAGAUAUGGACACGGGGUAGGGUUCCCACCUUCCUGGGGUCAUAUCUCCUGGAUUUUACCUGGACAGUCUAGGGAAUGGGCAUCUGUGGUCCGGGUGGCAGGAAUCGAUUUGUGCCGAUAACCGGUACCAGUGUGGUGGUAAACUUUUAUGACAGAGAUCACAGUGUUGAUAGAUUUAGGCUGACUGAAAAAUGUCUGCAGUGGAACAGGUGGCAGCCCCAAUACAGAGACAUAUAUACAUCCAUAUGACUAAAACGGUUAGUUAUCUCCGAUAAGAGGCAAUACAAAAAAACACAAUACAUCAGUACACGGUGUGAUAACUUGGGCAAUCUUGUGAGGUUCCGGGACUGUAAUCGCAAAAAGAUCUGCUCGUAACUGAUGUCAGCCCCGUGCACACCAACACACGCCUCGCACGCACAACGUGACAGGGAGGAAAGAUCACGAGGGUAAGCACAGCUCCCGUAACGCUCUACAACACCCGCUUGUUCCCGGAAGUAUUUAAUAAGCAGUAAUAACGUUACGUUUCAAGCCGCACAACAAGCUGUUACGCGAGGUGAGAUGACGCGUGAAUGACGUUCGAUGCCGCUGUAGGGACGUCGCACGGAAUUACUUUUGGCUCUUGGGCGUAACUGGAGGCAGUUACGUCCAAGAACCAAUGUGGGUAUCCACGCCGCAGCUUCUGCUCCCCGCUCUUUGAAAGCCAGGGGUUGUGACUCACGGGUUGAGAGCCACACGCCUGUACAAGGAAGGUAUCAUCACGAUCCAUGGGCAGAUAGCCCGUAGGUGUCCACUGCACAUUUUUUUCAUUUGUUUCUACUUUCCUCCGUCUUGUGCCAAUAUGCUCAAGUGGUGCCACAUCUUUCCGACACCAAUCUCUGAUGUCGUCUUCAAGCUAUUCUCUGUUAGGUCUUCCUCUCUUUCCGGUUCCUUCCAUUUUUCCGCACGCACUCUAAAUGUUCCUGUUGUUGUCCAUCCUACGUACGUGUCCAAAUAGUGCCAGUUUUUUUCUCAUCACUCCCUGCAUCAUCAGGUCUUCAUCUAUGCGCAACCUUUUGUUCAAGUACGGUAUGCAGAAACCAAAAUUAGAGGUGAACGUUGAGAAAAGGAAACUGAAAAUUCGAGUGGCCUGGCCGCCCGUACUCUGGGUCUCGUGCGUGAACGGGAUCGUAAGGGCGGCGUCCCUCGCGAGCUGGAUGUACAGGGAAACGAAAAGGCCUCGAACGGGGUCCGGAGGAGGGAUGCUUUUGGUGCGUGUGGGAAUCGUGGUCGCGUACAGAAGAAGAAGAAGACGACUGCCACAAUGCGGCACUCGGGACGGGGACGCGCGCGUGCUCGCGGGGACGCCGAGGCGUCGCUCGCCGUGUGCGCCGCGUACAGUCGCGUGCUGCGCAAGGACGGGCGCGCCCUCGAGCAAAUUCGCCUGCGCCUGGAGCUCAAGCAGACGACGUCGUCUGUUGGGCAGGUCAGCUUGAAGGCAGCGCGCACGCACAACGCUACAAGGAUACGUGCGGAACGUUCCCUUUCCACAAAUGUUUAAAGUUGUUAUUCAUGGCGAAGUUUCGCCCGGACAAUGCCUUGUCAUGGAAUGUCUUGUUGACAACGGCGUCCGCGUGUCAGCUGACAUGCGCCUGAUCAAUUCUGGUGAAAAGCAUGCCAUUGGCACUUAAAGGGGCAACCAAAACACGCAGAUAUUAUUUUGUUAACGGAUACAUUUCUUGACAUAUAAUUAUCAGAACGAAUUCGUGCUGUUGUAACAGAUUGCAUUUAUUUCCAGAGGAAGAUAA